Messenger RNA from Lactuca virosa, 710 nucleotides. NCBI's taxonomy places the organism in Eukaryota, Viridiplantae, Streptophyta, Magnoliopsida, Asterales, Asteraceae. The record is from the annotation of a GenBank genome assembly.
CUCUUAAUUGACCGUUAUUUUUUACCGUUCAAUAUCCAACUGGUUCGACCAACCUGGUUAACCCGGGUUUUAAAACAUCUGUCUUAACUCUUAACCCUAACAAAGUUCGUCUCACUCUCUUAAACACUGAUACACUCUUGGAUUUUCUUUGUUACUCUAGAUCGAUAUCAAAAGCGGAUCAUUCCUUUGUUCUUCUUGUCAUUUAAGCAAUGGUGCUGAUUAUACAUUCAGAAUUAAACAAGAAUGUUUGCAAGGCAUUAAUUGCUGCAGAAUAUGUUGGUGUUGAAGUCAAAAUGGCUGAAAAUUUUCAAAUGGGCAAGUCAAAUAAGUCUCCUGAGUUUCUUAAGUUGAACCCUCUUGGAAAGGUUCCUGCGCUUGAGACUCCCGAGGGGCCUAUAUUUGAGAGUAAUGCAAUUGCUCGCUAUGUUGCUCGUUUGAAGCCUGAAAAUACUCUCUUUGGAUCUUCACCGAUAGAAUAUGGCCAAAUUGAGCAGUGGAUUGACUUUUCUGCAUUGGAGCUUGAUGCAAAUAUGAGGGCAUGGGUCUUUCCAAGACUUGGAUAUGCCACAUACAUCAAAUCUGCUGAGGAGAGUUAUAUAUCUGGUGUGAAAAGAGUGGGUCCGACCAUCUCUCAUACUCCCCUUCUACCUUCCCCUCCAUCCCCUUCUUCACCAUACUCCUUUUCCGGCUCCACCACCACUCACCUUUAA